This is a messenger RNA of Ectocarpus sp. CCAP 1310/34, 1581 nucleotides long. NCBI's taxonomy places the organism in Eukaryota, Phaeophyceae, Ectocarpales, Ectocarpaceae. The record is from the annotation of a GenBank genome assembly.
AUGUGCAGCGACGUGUGCAACUUCUCCCGCCAGCUCAUGUUCUCGGCCGCAAGGUGGCGGUGCACAUGCACCUGGAUGCGAAAGCACUGGAGCGAGUCGGCCCACGACAACUACCCCUUGGUGCGGGAGUUUAUGCAGCGUGAUUUGUUCGAGCUGCUGUACUCUCGGUUCCUCCACUGCUCGGACCCCAACGCCCCUCCACGGCAACUACCGACCGGAGAGGACAACCCGGAGUACGACUCGAAGUGGCAUAUCAGGGACCUGGAGAAGAUCCUUAACUGCGCGUGGUCCGAAAACGUUGACUUGGGUCAGUGGUUGUGCUACGACGAACAAAUGGUGAAGACAGCAAGCACGUUUUCGAAAGGACUCGCUCACUUCAACCCGGCGAAACCCAUCACACACGGGAUGAAGCUAUAUGCCGUGUGCGACAGGAACGGAUACUGCUUGAUCAACAGCAUCGACGGGAGCUUCAAAGGUGAUCCCUCCCUUAGAUCCUUGGAGGAUUGCCCCCUCGGCAAAACCACGCGACACGUGCUUCACGUCCUGCUGGAGGAGUGCGAGACGCUGCGCGGAAAGCUUGUCGGUUCCGGCGUCUUCAUCGCAAUGGACAACUACUUCACCUCGCCCACCCUGUUCGCCUGCCUCGCGUCACACGAGAUCUUCGCCGUGGGUACCUGUCGCAGCCCGCGGACGUGCGGCGCCCUCCCGUACAUUCAGAGCCUCGAGCGUACGACUCCCAACCCGGGCGACAUGACCUUCUGCCGCUCGGGUGAGAUGGCGUUCGUGCAAUGGAGAGACUCGAAGGAGAUUCUCCUUUGCAGCACGGUCCACAUCGGGGAGACGGGGGAAGAGGGGGGCGACAUCAACCACUUCAAGCCUGUACCUCUAGCUCUGAAAGGCAAAGGUUGGGCGGGGAAGCAUAAGGAACACGAUCAGCCGGUGAUGCGUAUGGACUACGUGAAGUACAUGGGGGGGGUUGAUAGGGCAGACCAGCAAAAUGAGUCGCACUACCACGACCAUAGGUCCUACACGAAUCACUGGCGGCGCGUUUUUGACGCGAAGAUCAUGCAGAUGCUGACCAACAACUUUCUGUUGUUUCGGAUGUGGGUGCGGCUUUUGAUGAGCGAGGUGGACGUCUUGAUGGACGCACACAACACCCCCUUUGAGGAGGUUCAAGAGUUGGCGGAUGUAAAGAAGGAGUUGGAGAGGCUGAGCAAGAGGGAGAGGGUUGAUUGGGACGAAGAGUUGUCUGAGAUUCUGAUGAGGAGAUGCAACGUGGGAACCAUCAGGAAGGGCGGGAAAGUCCCUCGGUCGUCGGAGAGACAACAGCCUAGGGGGAAGGUUUGGGGUAGCGUCGAGAUAAAGUCACACAGGGUGUGCAUGGACCCUGCAUGCUCAAAGCGAACGCUCAAAGGGUGCACAUGCGAGGAGUUUUGCACUUUCGAGGGUCAGAGAGGGGUAUUGAUGUGCAAGACGUGCUUCCUCGACAAGGACCGCUACGCGGCCGCCGCCGAAGCCAACUGGCAUGGGGUCGAUGUACUGCCGAGGAGGUCACAGAUGGAAUGGAAGGGGGUGUCUUAG